AAGGAAAGUUGUGUAGUGACCGGCCUGAAGGCAGCUAGUUGUGCCGACCAACUUAUUCCUCUCUAGUCUCCACACACCCCAGUCCCUGCCCUAGCUUCAGGAUGUCUGGGCGUGCUCUCGCCAUAUCUGCCUCCGCCCGCGGCAUGGCGGAGGACUCUUCGUCUUCACGCCAGGUAAAGAAGACCACGAAGACCUAUGUGUACAAAACAGACAGCCAGGGUAAUGUGACCCAGCAUACUGAUGUCAAGGUUGAAGGAGGUUCUAGCUCAGAAUCAGCUUCCAUGAGGAGGUAUGAAGAGCAGAUCCGAGUACUUCAGGAGGAUCUUGACAGCGAGAUGCAGAUGCGUCGUCGUGUGGAGCACGAGAAGCAGAGCCUGCAGAUGCAAAUCAUCUCUCUCUCGGAGAGAUUGACGGAGGCGGAGUCAGGUUCAGAGUCUCAGCUUGAUAUUAACAGAAAGCGCGAAGCUGAGAUGGCUAAACUGCGUAAGCUAUUGGAAGAUGUUCAUACCGAAUCUGAACACCAAAUUCAUCAACUGAGAACAAAGCACCAGACCUCUAUGAUGGAACUCCAGGAGCAUAUCGAGAGGAUCUCCAGGGAGAAGGAGAAGGUUGUGAAAGAGAAGAGCACCAUGAAGACAGAAAUAUCCGAGCUUUACGCGCAAAUCGAAAUCCUGCAGAGCGAGAAGAUUUCCAUCAAGAAGGUUGUGGAGAAGCUGGAGAUUACUGUGAACGAAUAUCAUAUUAAGAUUGAGGACUUGAAUAGGACCGUCGUGGACUUAAACAGCAACAAGCAGAGACUGGUCAUGGAGGCACAAGAGGCCAAUAAGAAACUGAACGAGAUGAGAUUAGCUAUUGAACACGCUGGUAUGGAUAAGAAUAAGUUUGCUUCCCAACUUGAUGAACUACGCAGAGCCGCAGACAACGAGACUAGAGCACGCAAUGCUGCUGAAACUAAGAUUGCUUCUUUGGAGAGGAAUAUCAAGACUCUGACUGUUGAAAUUGAAGAGCUCCGUGCCCUGAAGAUUCAACUUGAAGGCUCAGUUGAAAAGUGGAGAGCUGACAAUGCCGAUUGGAAGAAAAAGUAUGAACUUGAGGCUAAGCUUAGGGUCGAAGAGACUGAUGGUCUCAAGAAGAAGUUCACCAUAGAGAUCAACAGUCUCACUGAUGCUCUUCAUAAUCUGGAGAUUAAGCUUAAGGCUGCUGAAGGUCAGAAGCAGAAGCUCUCACAAGAGGUUAAUGUACUUAUCAAGGAUGUAGAACACAGCCAGGUUGUUAUCAAGGAGAUCUCUGAAAAGCUUCGCGUAUCUGACAAGAGUAAUUCUGAACUUGGAAGCAAGUUGAAGGAGAUGACUAAUCUUUAUGAGAGAGCUGACAGAGACAACAAGGCUCGUGCUGGCGAAAUUGUUAAACUAGGAAAUGAAAUGGACAGGCUGAAUAUGUCUAAUGAAACCCUAAAUGCCCACAAGAGCAAGUUAGAAGAUGAAUUGAAAUCUUUGAAAAUGGAAUUGGAUGGCCUGAAGAAGCGUUAUGCUGAUAUGGACAGAGAUAACAGAAAAUUGGCUCAUGAACGUGAAGAGCUGGCAAGAGCUUACAAAGAUGCUGAUGCUGGCAAACAGAAGGCUCUUGACAGAGUUGCUCAGCUUGAGAAAGAGUUGGCUAAACUUCGCAAUGAUGCUGAAAAGGGUCUUGCUGGAGCACGUGAUGAAUUUGAAAGUCAGAAGAAGAAGCUUUUCAUUGAAAUUGAUACACUUUCCCGCCGUCUUGCUGAAUCUGAAUCUAGACUGAAGAAUGAGGUUGAAGUUAUCAAGAAAAAGAUGUCAGUGACCAUUACGGAACUUGAAAUGUCUCUUGAUGCCUCCAACAAGGGUAAUGCUAUGCUCCAAAACACUGCCAAGACCCAGGCUAACAAGAUAAUGGAACUAAGCGCAGCUUAUGACGACGUUAACCGUAAGCUUGCUGGAUCCCUUCAGCAGUAUGAUAUCACAAUCAAAAGGCUUCAACAAAUUGAGGUGGAAUUUAAAUCUUUGAAGGCCAACUAUGACUCAUCCAUCAAGGUUGCUAAAGAUUAUGAAUCCAAACUUGGAGGAAUGAGCGGAAGAGUUAAUGAACUCACAAUAAUCAACAACAAUCUUUCACAGGUUAAGAUCAAAAUUGAGAAAGAGCUUGCCACUGUUUCCCGGGACUAUGAUGAUAUUGCCAGAGAACUUAAGCUUGCUGAUGAUCGUGCAAACAAGUCUCAAAAUGAUGCCCAACACUUUGAAAGUCUUUUGAGAGAGGAGCAGACCAAGAUUGUAAACUUGGUCAAUGCCAAAAAAGCUCUUGAAAAUGAGGUCAGGAGUUUAAGUGUCAGAAUUGAAGAAAUUGAAACCACUGCAGUGGCAUCCAGCAAGAGAACAAUCCAGAAGAUGGAAAUGAGGAUCACUGAACUAGAAACAAUGAUUGACACUGAGAAAAAAUCCCACAGCCUAUCCAUGACAGAACUUCACAAAAGGGAACGAUCCAUUAAAGAACUUAUUCUUCAAUCUGAGGAGGAUAGAAAGAACAUUUUGAUUCUGCAAGAAUCUCUGGACAAACUCAAUGAGAAGAUUAAGAUGUACAAGAGACAACUGGAAGAACAAGAAUCUAUCUCUAACUCCAACAUCAUGCGUGUCAAGAAGUUCCAGAGAGAACUUGAAAGUGCAGAGUCCCGUGCUGAGGAGGCAGAGUCUACCCUCAACCAAUUCCGAUCUCGCGAGAGAGUGUUUGCAGCGGCAUCAAGCAGAAGUGAGAAGGUCCAGGAUGUUGAAGAACGUGAGGUUGUUGUAAAGAAAACUAUCAACAGAGUCAAUGUAUCUGGUGGUAUGACCUCCUCCUCUACCAUGAGCUCCAGUAUGAAUGAAGAAUCCUCCUCCUCUGCCCUUAAUAACUAUAAAGCAGGUUCUGUAGCAUACAGCAGGGCAGGAUCUGUUGCUAGAGCUGGAUCUACAUUCAGGGGUUCUAGCAUGAGCAGAGCUGGAUCUGUUCUCAGAUAUUGAACACCUUUUAAUCCAAACUUACUUUCAGACCAAAAAUUGUAAAUUCUGCAUCUUAGUAUUUAACUCAAAUUUAUACUAACUUUCCACAAAGAAAUCCAAGGUGUGCAUGUGCAAAUACUGAUCAGCACUGCCAUUAUAAAUAAGAAGAGCUCCGUCCUGGUAACUAUUUGCGGGCUGGCAAUUAUUUACCAGGACAUCUUUAACUUUUUUAUAGUUUUUAAAACACAUUUUGUGUUUAGUUGUUUGGGCAUAAAGCAAUAAAUUGUGAAAAGCAAAGUCUUGAAAGAAAAAAAUUCCCCAGACUGAAAAAUUUUUCUAGGGUUGGAGAAUAUUUUACAGUUUUUGGGAAAACCAUCUUUUCAGCUUACAGGACUUUCGAGUAGCGUCUGUGCUUAUUUUUUAAAUAUCAUUUGUCAUCAAAUAUUUAAGACAAAAAAAGCAAGCUGGUGCAGGCAAUUUUCUUUAUUUAUGAUAGUUGACAUUGGCGGAUGUAACAAUUAGCUACUCAAAUAAACGUUAUAUUUGUA
This is a messenger RNA of Eurytemora carolleeae, 3541 nucleotides long. Its product is annotated as paramyosin, long form. The record is from RefSeq and is a predicted model, not a curated record. Bases 102 to 3014 code for a protein of 970 amino acids. NCBI's taxonomy places the organism in Eukaryota, Metazoa, Arthropoda, Copepoda, Calanoida, Temoridae. The transcript is spliced from 9 exons. Gene Ontology annotation, cellular component: myosin complex.